Molecule: messenger RNA, 3319 nt
Organism: Zonotrichia leucophrys gambelii
Lineage: Eukaryota; Metazoa; Chordata; Aves; Passeriformes; Passerellidae
Gene: WDR27
Product: WD repeat domain 27
Exons: 24
Coding region: 183-2651 (822 amino acids)
Molecular function (GO): protein binding
Source: RefSeq, a predicted model, not a curated record
GGCCGGGGCCGGGACAAGGACAGGGACAGGGACGGGGACAGGGGCCGGAGCUCUCCGCCUCCCAGCGGGAGGGAGCCCCGAGCGGGGACGUGAGCCGUGGGCCCCCGGGGUCAGGACGCAGCCGGCGGGGACAGGCGGCCCCGGUGAUCCGGCUCCGCCGCGGGGCCGUUCGCAGCCGCAGGAUGGAGGGCGCCGGGGCCGGCUGCACCUCUGGAGGAAGCCGCGAUUCUGAUAUUGUCUGCGAAAAACACUUGUUCAAAGGCAAACUGCCGGAGCCGCUCUUUCAGCUGGCGUGCAGUCACCAUCACUGCGCUUUCCCCGUGAGCCGCAAUGGGUUGUGCGUCUGGAACACAGACACUGCUCAGCCAUUAUAUUUGUCAGGGCAUCAUUACUCAAUUUCUGCAUUGUCAUUUGGAAAUAAAAUCAAUCCACUCCUUGUCUGCUCUGCCUCUCAUGAACGUGUGAUAGUGUGGAAUCUUGAUGAAUGUACGCAGAAAGUGGAAGAAGGGUUUACACCUCGAGGAAUUGUUAUAGGAACUCUUUUGGGAAUGGUGCUUCAUGUAAGAUUUAGUCCAGAUGAUCAACAAGUGGCAGUAUGUGCUGGAAAUCAGAUCUACAUGUUAAGUGCAAAGAAUGAGGCUGUACUAGCUGAAUUGGAUGGACACCUGGCUCCGGUGACUGCUGCUGAAUUUUGCUCAUGGGAGAAAAGUAUGCUCGUAUCAGUGUCAGAAGACAGAACCUUUAAGGUGUGGGACUAUUCUACCAGCCAGUUAAUAUAUCAGUCAGGAAUAAUAACAGCCUCUCCUUUGCUAAGUCUGUUAAUUGAUGAAGAAAACAAACAGAUUAUCACUGGAUGUGCUGAGGGACAGCUUUGGAUCUUCAGUUUAAUCAGUGAUCAUAAUUACCGUUGUAUAGCACAUAUCGACUUAAAGAAAGAGCAAGAGAAAUUCUGUAAUAAAAUGUGGAAAUCUGGCCAAGAGAUAGGUGAAGGGCAAAAUAAUUUCAAGCUUUGCAAAACAGACAACAUGAGACCAGAAGGAUCAGUGGAAACGUCAUUGCCUAUCCUCUUAAUUGAGCAUUGUGACUUUUUUGUAUGUUUCCAUAAUGAAGAAAACAUAUAUUCUUCCCAGAAUACUAGCUAUUUUUGGAUUGGAACCUCUACUGGCUUGUUAAUAAUUAAUUUGGCAAACUUAGAAUUGGAAGCUCUUUUAUUUUACAGAGAUUACAGUGACCUCAGCAUUCGGAUUGCCAGAUCAUGUGCAUUAACAAGGAAGGCAGCUAAUGGAAAGGUUUUAUGCUUGAUUGCCUCAAUGUUUGAAGAUAUGAUUGCUGUGUUGGAAGUUAACCUUUCUGCAUUGGUGAGAACUCAGCAGAGUGAUUUUCUCCCAUGUGGAAAUGAGAAAAGUCUAUCAGUUAUUGCCAGGUGUACUUUAUUAGCGAAUUCUCCAUUGUGUAAAGGUAUAAAGAAGAACAUGAAAGGACCUUCCAGUAAAACACUUGGAGUGAAGAACACAGUGAAGGAUAAACCAUUGGUUUUCCAUAAUAAAAUUAAGUCAUCAGGAUAUACAGCAGCACCACGAAUGGCCAUGUUUUCUCCAAAUACUAACCUGAGAAAAAAAGAGGUAUCAAAGUGGAAGACCAGUUGUAAAUGUAAAAAUAAAGAAUAUCCAUUGGAAAGUUUUCCUCCAAUGAAAUAUGAAAAAGAGAUAUCUGUUACUUGUAAACCAACCCCAAUUUUUUGUGUUCAGUAUUCUGGGGAUGGAGAGCUGCUGGCUUGUGGCCAGGCUGACAAAACUGUGCUGAUAUUCAAUUCCAAUCUCACUGAUGUGCAUAAUGUUUUUUCAGGUCAUGAUGGUGCAGUUAACUCUGUUGGCUGGAGUCAUGACAGGAAGUGGUUAGUUUCUGCAUCAGAAGACAGAACUUUAAGGGUCUGGUCAACCUGCAAUAAGGAACCUGCCCUAAUUCUGGGUAAAGAGAAGUUCCAUAAGACUGUACGCUUUGCACAGUUUUAUUUUAUAGAUACAUUUAUAUUACUGUGUUGUGGAGCUGAAUUUCAUCUCUUAAGUUUCCAUCUAGACACAACCAAGGAUGACCUAAAACGAUACAAACAGAGGAGUGUUUGCAAAUUGGUACAGAAAUUUCCCAUGACUUCCGCAAUGGAGAUUACCAGCCUUUCAGCAGUAAAUGAGUUCUAUUCUUAUAUUGUACUUACAGCUGGCAGCAACCGAGCGUUGGAAGUUUUUGACCUCAAUGCGGGCUGCAGCACAGCAGUGAUACAGGAAGCUCAUGUUAGAUCAGUCCAUCAGAUCUGCCAAAAUAAGGGAUCAUCCUACAGCACUCAGCAACCUGAAGCUUACAACCUUUUCCUGACCACAGCUGCAGGUGAUGGCAUCAAACUGUGGGAUUUAAGAACACUGAGGUGUGAACGUCGUUUUGAAGGGCACAGUAGCCGCUGCUAUCCAUGUGGAAUUGCAGUGUCUCCCUGUGGACGCUUUAUAGCCAGUGGAUCAGAUGACAAAUAUGCUUAUAUAUAUGAAAUGCGUUCAAGCACUUUUUUGCAAAAACUGGGGAGACACACAGAAUCUGUAAUCAAUGUCAGUUUUAAUCCCUCAUCUCCACAGUGUCUUCAGAUCCCAGCUUCACCAAUCUAAUAUCACAAAAUCACGGAAAGGUUGAGAUUGGAAGAGACUGCUGGAGGUCAUCCAGUCCAAUCCCUCUGCUCAACUUGGGCCACCUGCAGCAGGUUGUUCAGACCCAUGUACAGUCAGCUUUUGGAUAUCUUCCAGAAUGGAGGCUCCACAAUCUCUCUGUGCAAAUGGACAGCAAUCUGACUGCAAGAUGGCCUUCAAUGAGCUGUAAUUAUGACAAGCCUUUUGUUACAGUGACCCACAUUAAAAGUGGAUAUGUGACUGAAAAAAUCAGCAGCCAGAUUAGCAACUUUUUGAUUUUGCAAAGUUGUGUCUGCUGCACAGAACUUGAGAUGGAGAACUAUGGAGAAGGGAGAAUUGCCUGAAAUCCUGAAAUAAUGUGGAAUUCUCAGUAGACUUCUCUAGUCCAUGCAUGAAACUUUCAAAAAGUAUUCCUAGAGAAACAACAAUGACAGAAAAACUUAAAAUCUCUUUCCUAAUUUCCUGCUUAGUAAUCAAUGAGUGAGGACCUGGAACAGACUUCUAGUUGGAAGUUUCAGGAUAGAAAGACUUUUAAUUGCAGAAUGGACCUUGAUUAUAUAUGAAACAGAUAAACAUUUCUUGAUCUAGAAUACUCUUUUCAUUCCAUGUCCUAUGCUUACUUCAAGGUGAAAUGUCAGUGCGGGUUAUUA